GUGGCGGUGGCCUAGCCGCUCGGAGAGCCGGAACCGGCGGUCGAGGCGGAGGGAGAAGGUCCGAGCCUGCUGUGGGCUGGGACCGCACAAACCUGGCUUUCAAGUCCUCUAUGAAAUGUGCGGUACAGAACGUCGGCUGUGCAUCACCAACAGGGGUUCUCGCGAGGUAACAGCAUUCUGGCUCCAUGAUACUGUUGGGAACUCGCAUGGCUGCCGUUCUUGUGAUCCCAAGAUGCAAGAACCAGGAGAACGAUGAGCAGCCGUGUCCAGACAAGUUGCUUUGCACCUCGGAAAAACAAUCCACGCCAAGGACCAAGUCGUGACAGAUGUCGCCAGCAAUCCGUUUUUCAGCAAGCAACUUGGCGGAUGGAGGAAGGAAGGUGGGAAGCGCUAGGUGCCAUGGGGGACCGAGAUUUGAUGUGGGGGCCAAAUGGCAAGCUAAUUCCGAUUAGCUCCAUUUGGUCCGAGGAUGGCGCUGCGUCACCGCAGUCCCGGAAGCGCCGCUCCAGACAGAGGACGUCAGGGAAGGUGAGCGGACAGAACGCGGCGCGCCUGCAAGCUCCUCCCCCUCCGGGCGGAAAUGGGCCGCAGCCUGCCCGGCUUCCCCAGGAUGACAUCACAGCAAAAGAUUUUUUUUCUUUGAACUCUUUAACUUUCGAUCACCUGCCCUCAACAAAGGACUCUGUUUCUAUGAUCAAACAUUAUCAGAACAUGAUUUUGGACAUUAGAGCAAGUCCCUCACAGUCACCCAGAUUUCAUGCCCCGCCCCCCAGGACUCAAGCCACGCCCAAGUCACAAAAAAAUUUUUUUUCACCCACUCAAUCCCAGGUACAAAAAGAAAGACAUUUUGGACAAUUUAUAGGGGAGGAGUUUACCCCCCUCCUGACCUCCCUCCACCCACCCCAAAAAACGGUUCCAGACAGCGGGGAGCGUGUCUGGUAUCCGCUCCUUGAGGGGGGGGCUAGGGCUGGGAACUUUUCAGGUGGGGUGGCUCAGCAUCACCAUGCCGAGCCACAGCCUCCAGCACGGCCGCCACCACCAGUCUUUCGGCCCGCCAAGCCACAGCCUCCAACACGGCCGCCGCCACCGGUUUUUCGGCCGGCUAAGCCGCAACCCCCAGCUAGGCCACCUCCACCGAAGCCACAGCUAGCACCUGUAUCAGCACCAAGUCCAAGGCUAGCUCCAGUGCUGCCGGAUGUCAAGCUUGUCCCUAAAAAGGUCUAA
Molecule: messenger RNA, 1224 nt
Organism: Entelurus aequoreus (snake pipefish)
Lineage: Eukaryota; Metazoa; Chordata; Actinopteri; Syngnathiformes; Syngnathidae
Exons: 3
Coding region: 253-1224 (323 amino acids)
Source: RefSeq, a predicted model, not a curated record